GAGGAGGUUUCGUGGGAAGGACCAGGGGCUGGGAGUGUCUCCCUGGGCUCAGGGUUGGCACCUUGGACCUGGCGGCACCACCCACGCCCACAGGGAGCAGAGCCUCCAAGCGGGCGUGCUGGCUGCUCGAGCUCAGGCAUCGCCCUCUGUUCCUGCCGAGAGCGAGCCGGGGAAGCAGAAGUGGACACAGCAACCGGGAGGGGUGGGCCAAUCUCAAAACUCACUGGACCCAGGCGUUCUUCUCCCCAACGCCAAGGAUGAGGAGCUGUUGUUGGGGGCCCCUCGGGGUCACGUUUCUGUGUUUUGUGAUCCACGCCCGAGGUCAAGACGACUUUAAUUUGGCCGACGCCCUCGAUGACCCUGAACCCACCAAGAAGCCAAGCUCAGAUAUCUACCCGAGGCCAAAGCCACCACCGCCUCGUCCACAGCCCGGCCAUUCCGACAACAGUGGAGGUUACUUCAAUGACGGGAACCACGAUGACGGCCGCUACCCGCCCAGGCCCAGGCCACCAGCAGAUAUCUACCCAAAGCCGAAACCCCCCUUUCACCCGCAGCCUGGAAACCCCGACAGCGGCGGAACGUUGAUGGGCCCCUGCCUGGUACCGGGGGCCCGGUAA
Molecule: messenger RNA, 617 nt
Organism: Hipposideros armiger (great roundleaf bat)
Lineage: Eukaryota; Metazoa; Chordata; Mammalia; Chiroptera; Hipposideridae
Gene: XG
Product: Xg glycoprotein (Xg blood group)
Exons: 8
Coding region: 258-617 (119 amino acids)
Source: RefSeq, a predicted model, not a curated record